Messenger RNA from Aspergillus thermomutatus, 336 nucleotides. RefSeq lists its product as uncharacterized. The coding region runs from base 1 to 336 and encodes 111 amino acids. The record is from RefSeq and is a predicted model, not a curated record. NCBI's taxonomy places the organism in Eukaryota, Fungi, Ascomycota, Eurotiomycetes, Eurotiales, Aspergillaceae. The transcript has a single exon.
AUGCAUCUUUCACCCUGGGUCUUUACCUCUUUCCUCACUGCUGCUACCGCGGCUACUCUCAAGGUCAACUACUAUUCCGACGGAGGCUGCUCCGAUUACAUGACCUCGCUCUACCCAGGCUCUGGUUGGUCCUGCGUCGACUACGUCUGGUCCGGCUCAAACAGCAUGAACAUCGCCGACUGCACUUUUCCCAAUGGAAAGUGCGUCUGCACCUUUUACACCCAGCCACACUGUAAGGGGGCCUCCCAGGAUGUUGUCUACCCCAACGACAACUGUGCCUCGAACUGGGGCCGCGGAUUCUAUUCCAUGAAGUGCGGUGUCGUGCACGACAGCUGA